AUGCCUUCCGCACGUGGUCACACUACACCUCAAAGCUACCCCCAUGUCUCUUCAAACACCAACAGCCCAGAAACUCUUAUGAGUUCCACACCCCCCGGUACCCCCACUUUGCCUCAGACAUCCUUUGCCACUGCAAACCACGACUCUGUUAUCAAGCGCAAGUUCCAAUGUCUCCGAAUUCGCUUGAAAUUCUUUCUGGAACCCAAUGUCAACUUGGAUGCUAGAUCAACCACCAAGGCUCUGAUUGAACAAGUCAUCAAUCAUUUUGAACCCAAUGUGAAGACUUCAUCCCUUGCAAAAGCAGCCCUCAAGAAUCUUUUCUAUCAACACGUCUCACCGGUCAUCAGGCAGCACUCUUCAGUCAUCAACAGUUUGAGUGCAACCCCAGUUUCCUCACCCUCACGUGCCAACGGGUCUACUAGGGCGCUUCACUUCAACAAAUACGCCCAUGCUUUUGACCAUUCGUUUGAUCCUAACCAUCGCACCAGCACUAAGAAGGUCCUUCAUGCUGCAAUCCAACACAAAUCUCCCAACAAAGCACUUGCUCCUUUGAAUUUGAUCAAGAAACCAGAUUUAAUUGAACUCUUCAAAUGCUAUGUACACACAGCCCCCGCCUGUUGUCCACAUUUCUCUGCUAUUCCUCCUGUGCUCGAGGCUUCCGAACUUCCAGGCCAAACAAAGGACGAAUUACGCUUUGCCCUACAAGGGCACAUCCCUGACCUAUUCAUCCUGUCCCAUGUCAACAAGUUUUCCCUCAUCAACAUCUACCAACACUUCAUAUUGGGCGUGCCUGAUGCGGAUGGCGACAUUGCCCAAGAUCAAGUUGAAUUUUUUCUGUUCAACAACCCAAGCCAUCAACACUUCCAAAGUGCAUUCGCUUCUUUUAUUGCCGCAGUUUCCAAAUAG
This is a messenger RNA of Melampsora larici-populina 98AG31, 906 nucleotides long. RefSeq lists its product as uncharacterized. Lineage: Eukaryota; Fungi; Basidiomycota; Pucciniomycetes; Pucciniales; Melampsoraceae. The transcript has 3 exons. The record is from RefSeq and is a predicted model, not a curated record. Bases 1 to 906 code for a protein of 301 amino acids.